GGUAUUUGUUUAAACAUUUCAUACAUUUACGUCAAAUGGUGAAAGCUGCUGGGCGUGUUAAAACAACAACAAAAUGGUGAUGGCAAGCGGGUUGUCACUCUUUUCUAUAAUUAUUUGGGCCUUGUCAGUCAGCUACUGCCCAAAACCUACCAAAUAGCCGAGCAGCUGCUAGCCUUUGUAGCUAGCCAGCGACUGUCAUAGCGUUUGUUUAUGUUAGCUGUUCGACAGCUGGUGUUAUGUUUAUAAAUUACAUAAUCUAGUUAAACUGCAAACGUAAUAGCGUGCGACUAUUAAAAUGUGCAUUAUGUGUAUUCAGUAGACUUAAAAGUCUUUGGUUAUUUGUAUUAAAAUGUUAGCUGUGUUACGGUCUCUGUUAGCUGACUGAGUCAACUCUGAAGCGCUGAGUGAGAAUACGAUUUGUAUUUACAACACGAGAUUAGGUGUUUCUGUGAUCACAUCAAUGGCUAUAUAAAGUCUUUGAUUAACAGAAUGUUUAUUUACCUGAUGAUUACCUUGAUUUUAGAGCCGGUAGUGGAGGAACACGGAGGUAAACAGCAGGCCACAGAGAACACAGUGUCCCUGUUCGUCCAGGCCUCGUUAGUUGUUAGCAGUGUUACAGCAGGCCAAACUUUUAAUCUGGGCGGUGUUGUGUUGUGUUUUCUCUCUUCAUGACACCUUUUCUUUCAGCUGUUAAAGGCAAUUUUAACAUUGCACCUUACACCUUGGGUUGUCUCGAUCAAGAAACAUCUGUAUCUGUAUCAUGAGUGUCAAUAUUAAAUCAGUUCAACCAAACCCUGCAGGACACUGGUUUGUGACCAUGAUGAAAGAGGAUCCGACUUUGUCAUUAGGUCCUCAGUCUAUUUUUACUUCACUUUUUUUGGGGUGAUUAUAUUGCUGCAAACUACAGACUUAACUAAAGAAACAUUAGGUGGGUAAGUCUGACCUUUCUAUUAGAUGGGCUUAUAUAAGUAGUUGAAGUUUUUGAGGUUCUUUUAAAUUAUUUGUCACAUAAAGGGCCCAGAAAUGUGUUUUUCUAGUACUUAGUGACUAUUUUAUGUAGAAAAAUAAUUUGUUAUGUUAAAAAAUGAGAGGAAUCGACCGACCAACAAUAUAAUUUCAUAUCUAACUAUUUAAAAUAAAGUUUUUUUUUUAUUAACUUUGUGGGCGAAAUUGACUUACUACUUCCAGCUGGUCAGUUUUAAGAAAAUUAAAAUCUUUCAGUUUCAAGCUGUUGGUCAGACAAACCAAACAAAAGGAAGCAAUGACAAAGGGGUUAAAUGUGACUACAAUCAGCAUUAAACAUUAUUUAAAAAAUACAACUAAUGACUAAUAGUUUUUGCCCAACAAAUUUUAAACCCCUUUUAUUUGGUAUGGAUUUUUGCCUCAGAAAAGAAGUAUAACUUUGGCCAUUUUAACAGUUUCGGGAUUAGAUCUUUUUCCUUCUUGUUGUGUUUUCUCUUUCAUGUCUAGGUGUUGUUGUUGUGUGCGUGAGUGUUCCAGUCUGAAUCAUGGAACAGUGUGCAUGUGUUGAGCGGGAGCUGGAGAAAGUGCUCCAUCGUUUUGUAAUAUACGGCCACCAGUCUGAGGAGAGGCUAGACGAACUCCUGCGCAGUGUUUGUGAGAUACGAGGACAGCUAGUUGCUUUCGGAGUACAAGAUGCAGACUUAUCAGUGCUAUCUCAGACUAUGGCACAGUGUUGUAAGAAUAUCAAAGAAACAGUGCAGAUGUUAGCCUCCCGACACAAGGACAUCCAUGGCAGCGUGUCAAAAGUCGGCAAAGCCAUUGACCGGAAUUUUGAUGCAGAAAUCAGUGCUGUGGUCGCAGAGACAGUGUGGGACACACCAGAGAGACAGAAAUACCUGAGUGAAACCAUUGUGGAGCACCUGUACAGACAAGGGAUGCUCAGUGUAGCAGAGGAUCUCUGUCAGGAGUCUGGUGUAGUUAUAGAUAUGAGCAUGAAGCAGCCUUUCCUGGAGCUCAACAGAAUCCUUGAAGCACUGAGGAUGCAGGACCUCAGGCCAGCACUAGAGUGGGCGGUGACGAAUCGGCAGCGGCUUUUGGACCUGAACAGCAGUCUAGAAUUCAAGUUGCACCGCUUGUACUUCAUCUCCCUGCUCGGUGGCGGAAUCAGCAACCAAAUGGAGGCCCUGCAGUAUGCCAGGCACUUCCAGCCAUUCGCCUCCCAGCAUCAGAGAGAUAUUCAGAUCUUGAUGGGCAGUCUUGUGUACCUGCGUCAUGGCAUCGAUAACUCUCCGUAUCGCAGUCUGCUGGAGACGAAUCAGUGGGCAGAGAUCUGUAACAUCUUCACCAGGGAUGCCUGUGCUUUACUUGGCCUUUCUGUAGAGUCUCCACUCAGUGUUAGUUUUGCAUCGGGCUGUAUGGCCUUGCCAGUGCUGAUGAACAUCAAGCAGGUUAUCGAGCAGAGACAGUGCAGUGGAGUCUGGACGCACAAAGACGAGCUGCCUAUCGAAAUUGACCUCGGGAAGAAGUGCUGGUACCACUCUGUGUUCGCCUGCCCGAUCCUCAGACAGCAGACCUCAGAGAGUAAUCCUCCCAUGAAGCUAAUCUGCGGACACGUCAUCUCCAGAGAUGCCCUCAACAAGCUGACUAAUGCUGGGAAGUUGAAAUGUCCGUACUGCCCCAUGGAGCAGAAUCCAUCACAUGCCAAGCAGAUCUACUUUUGAUAUCGCACACUCUCCUCCUGAGUAAGGAUGAAGUUCCCUGGAGCUCUUUGCUUUUCCAGGACCAUUUGCUCUGGCCCUUUUUCUUCUGUCCCUGGCCUCUUGGCCUAUUUCUGUAAGCAUUAAGGUUUUAUCCCAGUGCUCCUCUGGACAGCCUUGGCCACCCUUUAAACCCACCUUGGACCAUCCAACUUUGCGUAGUAUACAGAGAGAGUCCAGCGGGGAAGGUCCGACUACAACAUUGUAGUAGAGUGAGGAGUGUGUCAGUAAUGAGAACCGCCUCACAAAGAUGCACCACUGAAAAAGGAUCAUUCAUUGAAAGUCAUUUGCAAAUGCCUGGAAAGUUAUAGGCUUAUCUUUUUAAGGUGUGUUCUACUUUGUGUUUGUUUUCUUUGCUUUAGCGACUGUUUGAGUUGGAUGACUGCUUCAUUUUUUCUUUUUUUUUGUGACAGAAGCAGUUGAAUGGAUAUGGAUGGGUGAGUGUGGGUAUGAAUGGCAUAGAUCAGCGGUUUCUGAUUUCAGAAGGUAAUAAACUUCUAUUUAACACAAGGAAAACUACAGAGAACAAAUGGUGUUGAAGCUGUAUUAUUUGCAGGUAAAGGGACAUGUGGAGGUCUAUCUUGAAUUGAGCUCUAUUGUGACCCUGGUUACUUAAUGUUAUAAAGGCCUCACGUAGCUUGAAAGUCACUGAUGGAGGAUGUUGAUUAGUAGAAAAAUUCACUCAUCAAAGGUGGAUCAGCUUUUUUUCUUUUUGGACUGACUGCACCAGCAAGAUUUUCCUCAUUGUAGAUGCCAUUUGUCUUGUUCCAUGUAUGUAUUUAACAAUGACUAAAAGGAAACAAAAAAUAUAUACUACUGUGAAAUGUG
Labrus mixtus (cuckoo wrasse) is the source of this 3548-nucleotide messenger RNA. RefSeq names its product required for meiotic nuclear division 5 homolog B (gene rmnd5b). The transcript is spliced from 9 exons. NCBI's taxonomy places the organism in Eukaryota, Metazoa, Chordata, Actinopteri, Labriformes, Labridae. Gene Ontology annotation, molecular function: ubiquitin protein ligase activity; protein binding. The record is from RefSeq and is a predicted model, not a curated record. Gene Ontology annotation, biological process: proteasome-mediated ubiquitin-dependent protein catabolic process. The coding region runs from base 1509 to 2684 and encodes 391 amino acids. Gene Ontology annotation, cellular component: GID complex; cytoplasm; nucleus.